CAGAGAGGCAACAUCUCUGACAACAUGCAAUGCAAAUUCAACGGGACUCUGCUGAUCAGUGUGCUCCCUCCACUGCUGGCGACAGAGUUUGUUUUUGGAGCAUUAGGAAAUGGCUUGGCUCUCUGGAUCUUCUGCUUCCACCUGAAGCCGUGGAAAAGCAGCACAGUGUUGCUCUUCAACCUGGCAGUGGCUGAUUUUCUCCUCAGCAUGACUCUGCCUUUCAGGGCCAGCUACUACAGCUCUGGGAUAAAGUGGAGGUUUGGCGGCGAGAUUUGCAACAUCUGCCUCUUCAUGCUGGCGAUGAACCGCAGCGGCAGCACUGUCUUCUUGAUGGUGAUCGCCUUGGACAGAUUCAUGCGUGUGGUGCAUCCCCAUCACCUCAUCAACUCUCUGAGCAUCUCUAAAGCUUGGUGUGGAGCUCUGGCACUGUGGUUGAUCACCAUCUGCAUGACCACUCAUGUUUUCACCUUAAAGCACAUCAACACAACCUACUGUGAGAGCUUCAUGAUCGACACUGAACCCGGCCACAACCUGACCUGGCAUAAGUUUGAAUUCAUCUUCUCCUUCUUUUUGCCUCUGCUUGUGAUUCUCUACUGCACGAUCCAUAUCAUUGUCUUCCUGAGAGGGAGGCAGCUGGCCAAGGAUGCAAAGAUUAAGAGGGUUCUGUGCUUCCUCACAGUGGUGGCAGCGCUCUUCAUCAUUUGCUUCCUCCCGAGCAACAUCAUUCAGCUGCUAAUUUGGAUCAAGACCAAGAAAGUAUCCAGCACCCUGCAGGAAUCUGAAGUCUGCCCGGCCCUGGAAGACCUGACCACAGCUUUUUACAUCAGCAUCAGCCUGACUUAUCUCAACAGCGCAUUGGAUCCUUUGGUCUACUACUUCUCCAACCCUGCCGUUAAGAACGGCUACAGGAAAGCCCUUCAUCUGCCCCAAGCAGACACGGCAGAGAGUAUGGAGAGGAAAACUUGAGAGCCAGGCUCCCAGUCACUCAGUCAGCUGGCUCACAGAGAGUAUUGGGGGGAUCAUUGAGAUGGAAGCAGUAAAAUGAAAACCUAAGAAUAGCUCAUUCUAAUUUUUUCUAACGUUUUUUUUGUAAGCUCUGCAGCUAAAAAAAAGACAACAUUUUACUUUUUUCAUACAGCAAAUGUCACCUAAAUGUUUGCUCCACAUAAUUAAUUUCCUUUGCAAAACAUGUGCAGGCAGCUUUACUUGUCAUUCUUUGUAUAACCUCUGCACUUUAAGCAUUGUUGGGUAGUAAGACACUUUAUCAGUUGUGAAGUGGAGAUACUAUUGCCGGAAGUCAGAAGCAAACAAGCUGCUUUAUUCAGCAGUAUGAAGAAUGGUAACACAGGAACACACAAAACAAA
Labrus mixtus (cuckoo wrasse) is the source of this 1364-nucleotide messenger RNA. Its product is annotated as hydroxycarboxylic acid receptor 2-like. The record is from RefSeq and is a predicted model, not a curated record. Gene Ontology annotation, molecular function: G protein-coupled receptor activity. Lineage: Eukaryota; Metazoa; Chordata; Actinopteri; Labriformes; Labridae. Gene Ontology annotation, cellular component: membrane. Gene Ontology annotation, biological process: G protein-coupled receptor signaling pathway.